Messenger RNA from Pararge aegeria (speckled wood butterfly), 3838 nucleotides. RefSeq lists its product as uncharacterized. Gene Ontology annotation, molecular function: polyubiquitin modification-dependent protein binding; misfolded protein binding. The transcript has 27 exons. Gene Ontology annotation, cellular component: BAT3 complex. The record is from RefSeq and is a predicted model, not a curated record. Lineage: Eukaryota; Metazoa; Arthropoda; Insecta; Lepidoptera; Nymphalidae. The coding region runs from base 79 to 3762 and encodes 1227 amino acids.
GUUUAUUGCGGGAUGGCAUGGUGAGCUUCGUCGUGUAGUUAUACCUACUGCGCCGAGGCUGUCCGUGUUUUUUCCAAAAUGAUUGACUUUACGAUAAAGACAUUAGAUUCAAAGGAUCACCCCUUUUCUGUGGACGAUGAUAUUACUGUGGGGCAACUUAAGGAGAAGGUGCUUGAGCAGAUGGGCAUUGAAAUUGGCCUUCAGCGUCUUAUAUUCUGCGGCAGAGUGCUCCAAGAUGAAAAGAAGUUGAAAGAAUAUGCUGUCAAAGGAAAAGUCGUCCAUAUGGUGCAACGUGCUCCACCAGGUGUAGAGGGCCAGCCCAUGACCUUUCGGGACAGAGAUCGGGAUCAGUCAAUGGCUGCUACAGUCCAGGGAAUCGAGAUUGAAGAACAUCCUGGCCCUACGGCGACGCGUUUUGAGUUCCUUCGCCGCCUCAUCAUGGAGAUAAGGGCGAACCUCGAUGCUCUAAGAGCAAACGAAAGCGAUGAACCACCAAAUUAUCCAACUGAUGAUCCACUGGAAGCAGCAAGUCGAUUACCACCCCAAGGCGUUCAUCCCAACGAGGUGACAUGUCACAUCCACAACCGCCCACUCCUUCAUCAGGUCGAUCGUGGAGCUGGAAUUUCCCGUCGAGGCCAGCAAAACAGGACUCGUGCGAUGCGUCCAACUGCUCAUACAGUGCCGGAUGAAUUUUCCCAACUCGUCGAAGAACUGCACGAGCUGGACGUUGAGUUUGCGCCCUUCAGGCAAACCUACAUCCGCAUUCUGCGUGAGGCCGGCGAUCCGCAGGUGACUAUUAGUGAGGACAUACUGCAACGCAGGCAGUUGACCACCGACCUGUGCGGUGUGUUGUUCCAUUCUAUCGCGCACGCCUACCACCUCAUCAGCGAUAUCGGCGUGUUGCUCACCCACGUUAACACGCGGAACACUUCCGAAGCCUUGAUGCGCCAUCCGCCGCAUAUGCACGCGCACAUUAACGUAUUGCAAGCGUCACCUCCGGCACCGCCUGCGCAAAGUGCCACUGCUUCUAGUGCCGGAACGAGCUCCAGCGCCGGUCAAGAGGCACAUACCAGCACCGCACUAGCCGGUAGGAAUAAUGAAGCAAACAACGUUAAUGCUAACAUAGAGCCUGGUCCCGGCAGUUAUCAAGUAGAACUACAGACCGCGGUCGUCGACUUGGAAAAUAUUUUUAUAAACGGUCCUAGCGCUAGUCAGGGCUUGCAAAGCCAGAACGAUGGCUCUCAGAACCAAGACGGACUGAACGAUCGGCGGAUCACGAUCGAGUUUGACAAUCUGUUUAGAGGAAUUGGGCCAUCUGGUUAUCUUGGGGGCCUUGAAGUUGUGAUGCGUAUGGAAGAGGUCCCCAUCGACAGCGGAUCUCCGAGCGCUUCUCAAUCGGCCGAAGGCGGAGCGGACCUCUCCCACACGGCUGACAUGUUGCAAAACAUUGUGGCAUCAGUAUUACGUCAGGGGUUCCCCCCAGGAGUGGACGCCGUGGUGCACGCUGCAGUGCCACCGCCCCCGGGUCUUGACCUAGGGCAAGCCGAAGGCCAAAACCAAGUUCGAAACCCAGAUCCCCGUGGUCGCGCUACGAGGCACCAACACGAGCCCUUUUCGGUCUUCAACAUGGUCUACGAUAGAUACUUGCAGUGCGAGAGCAUCCACGCUAGGCUCCAACUGCAACGUCGUCGCGACGAGAGUAUUGCUGCCGGUGGACCGAUCCACUUUGAUAAUGAAUAUACGCGUAUUCAGAACAAUGUCGAAACUCUGUACGAUAGAUUCGACAGGCACUCUUUUGAUCACGAAUCAUUGGUUAUCGCUGUUACAGUGACUCUGCGCGAGGCCUGCUCGUUCAACUCUCGACGUACUCUGCAGCCAAAUGAGUUGAUCCCUCUACGCCGGCGUCUGCAGGUGUAUAUGAGAGAUUUGAUGCAGGGAGAGUACGAGGAAGGCACCCAGGAGCGACUAGCUGACAUGAUUUUCGAGCGUCACGCUGCAUUCAUUGAACGCAUUGUUACAAUCACCCCGAUGCGCGGAAAUAUCGAUGUGAUCGCGUCAAUGAAGGCGGUAUUUAUUCGAUUCUUAAACGAGGCCAUGACGGUACUGGUUUUGGGCGAUGUAGAAGCUUUCUCUCGUCGAUUCCGCAUUGUGUACCCUCGUUUGUUCUACGAGCUUUGCGGAGUUAUCUCGUAUUGCUGCUUGGAAGGGGUAGAGGGACUGAAGAAGAUAUAUCACUCGUUUAUUGUUGACAUGAUUCAAAAUUUGGAUGAACCGGUGCGCGAUCUGCUGCACAGCCUUGCUAUGGAGAACUUGAAUGCUGCGAUUAUUCGUGUGGAGCAGAACAAGAUACACUUUGCACAGUUCAUACACCGUAGAGACCAGGCAGGCCCGUCACAGUUGGCUCCAACCACCAGCAGUCUAUUUGAAAGCACGACAUCUUCCGGAGGUUUGAGCACCGUUCAUUCGCCGAUGAGCUCCAUGCCAGACACAGAACAUACGCCCGAUACAUGCGAUGAAUCCGACGAUACAGACGACGCGGAAGUUAAUGACGAAAGUGAAGACACAAAGGACUCCGAGAAAACAGAGUCGAAUACAGACAGUUCCACAGAGCUGGCACCAUCAGAAGAGGCCAGGCAAAUGGCAGUGGACGAUGCCGUGUCAAGAAUCAAUCGUCACGAAUCAACGGUAAUCCCUGUUCGCUCCACCGGCGCUGACCGUCGUGAUUAUGUUCCUGAACGUCUCGACCAGGCGAGAGCACAUGCGGAAAUAAAAGCUGCUUAUCUUAAGGCUCGACAGGAAGCACUAAUGAGGGAACGCAGCAGAAACAGCCAGGUAAAGCGGCAAGCAGAAGACGAUGACGACGAUGACCUGGGCUUCCCAGGAACGUCUGGCCAAAGCGCUACUCGGGUGUCAACACAGUCUCGCCAUAGGCGGGUCCAGCCCCGACGCAUUUCCGCCAUGUUAAACCGUGGCCGGUUCAGGAUGGAUAUGUUCCGGAACACCGGGUCGAGGCAAAGGAACGAAGAAACCGUAACUGCUAGUUCCACACCGAGUCCUCCUCUUGUUAACUCUGACGAAGUACAAGCCAGUCGCGGUAACAGUGGGCGCGGACGUAUGGGGCAAAUGGGCAGGGCCACCACUCGCCAUCCAACUUUCGACGUACCAAAUGCUGCGGGCACGCUCGGCCCCAUCAAUGGCUUGGUUACCGGCCGUACCGAUCAGAACGGACGAACAUCGACUAUGCAAAGUCGUAGUCGGUUCAGGGUCAACCGGCAUUCCAGACCCGGCCCACAAAAUCCGCCGGAAUCUACUGACGAUUCUACUCUCGUACCAUCUGCGCAGAUAGCGCAACACUGGGGCGAGAACUGGGGUCCCACCAUCACGCGCGAUCUCCAGCGGCAGAGGGCUGCUAAUGCAGACGAACCCUACAGCGAUGCGUAUCUCACGGGCAUGCCGCCCAAGAAGCGCCGCUGCGUGCGGCAGUCCCGACCAUCUACGACAUUGAACGCGUUCAUCACUGAGGGUGUAUCAGCGACGACGGGGCUGCAGAGCGGGGUGCAAGGCGAAGAGCAGCUACGCGCCACUGUCCGCGAGCACGUGCGCCAUCUUUCUCGCUCCCGCGCUGCCGCCUCGCCGGACUACGAACCGCGCCGAUUUGCUGGAACCGCUCGCUUCCUCAGUCAGACCAGAAAAUUGGCUCGGCGUUCGCCUGAUAACAGCAAAACAUCUGCACGGAGGUCGCCCGAAAAUAGCAAUGAAUAAAGGAUAUCCCAGUUCUCGCUGUCGGAUUCAAGUUAAAAAGUUAAAAUCAUAAAAUAUUACCCCACACGUUUUAAUU